Molecule: messenger RNA, 1511 nt
Organism: Schistocerca nitens (vagrant locust)
Lineage: Eukaryota; Metazoa; Arthropoda; Insecta; Orthoptera; Acrididae
Product: GTP-binding protein Rhes-like
Exons: 6
Coding region: 124-1080 (318 amino acids)
Molecular function (GO): GTPase activity; GTP binding
Source: RefSeq, a predicted model, not a curated record
AGUGCGCGCCUGGCGACUCGGCAGACCGCACAACACGGCGGCGCCCCGCGACUCCGGCAGCCAGCAGGCAGCAGCCAGCAUCCAGACACCAGCCACAGGGUUGAAUUUGCCCAUCGAAAAGGAAUGAAAUCCGUAGAUUCAAAGUCCGGCGGCCCGCAUGGGCGAGCGCCCCUGAUGUCGCCCAACAGAGCAAUGAAGGCGCGACACAACUUCCGGCGCCGCUUCAGCCUCCAGCCGUCCUUCUUCAAGGAGGACGUCGAGGAGGACGAGCCCACUAGCCACAGGUCGACAAAGCGAGGCGAAUCCGACACAGAAGCUACCUCGGGCGCCGGCACGAGACACAAGGUGGUGGUGAUGGGCGCCGCCAAGGUGGGCAAGUCGUCCAUCAUCUCGCGCUUCCUGUACGGCACCUUCUCGGACAAGUACAAGCGCACGGUGGAGGAGAUGCACCACGGCGAGUUCAGCGUGGCCGGCGUGCGCCUCACGCUCGAUAUCCUCGACACGUCCGGCGCCUACGAGUUCCCUGCCAUGCGCGCCCUCUCCAUCUCCUCGGCGGACGCCUUCAUCCUCGUCUACGACGUGAACGACGCGGAGACGUUCGACGAAGCGCGCGUGCUGCGGGACCAGAUCCUCGAGACGAAGGCGGGAACGCCGGCUCCUAUUGUCGUCGUCGGCAACAAAAUCGACCUCGCCGAGGAGCACCGAGAGGUGGAGCGCGAGACGACAGAGUCGGUGGUUACGGUGGAUUGGGAGAACGGCUUUGUGGAGGCGUCGGCCAAGGACAACGUGAACAUCACGGAGGUGUUCAAGGAGCUGCUGGCGCAGGCCAAGGUGAAGUACAACCUGAGCCCCGCGCUGCGGCGGCGCCGCAAGCAGUCUCUGGCGCGCCACUCCAUCUCGGUGGACCAGGGCCAGCAGGAGGCGGCGGCCGCGGCGGCGGCGGCGACGGCGGCGGCGGCGGCGGCUGCGGCGGCGGCGGCGGGGGCGGCUGGCUCGCACUUCCCGUCCCCCCAGCAGCUGCAGCAGCUGCAGCAGAUCCGCGAGCGCCAGGGGAAGCGCAACUCCUGCUGCAUCUCGUAGGAGCCCCCGGGCGGCCGGCGUGGGGCGGCGGUGUGAGCCAGGCGGUGCCGGCACGCACCCCCCACCCCUCGGCCUCUCGCACAGUACAGUACUACAUGCUCAGCGACAAUCUCACUCUACACCCUCGCGCGCGGCAGCCCAGCCACCGCUGCGGCCAACGCGCCCUCCGUCAUCACUUACUGCAAGCAACAAGUAACGUCACUCAUAGACUCUCCAUAGAAGGGCAACUGUAUCCAUUCUGCGCUGAAUCGACCGAGUUAACGACCGUCGACUCGUGUCGGAUUCGUGUACUACUUUGCUCACUUCGUGUAUUCUGUUUACAUCCUUACUGUAAUAAUACUUUUGUUCGUGAGAGAUAGUAAUUUUAAUAAGCAUAUAUCUUUAGAAAGAUAUGUUUACGAAUAAACUGAGAUGAAACUACUAAGAGCCAA